Chinchilla lanigera (long-tailed chinchilla) is the source of this 2972-nucleotide messenger RNA. RefSeq names its product calcyphosine 2 (gene Caps2). The coding region runs from base 245 to 2056 and encodes 603 amino acids. NCBI's taxonomy places the organism in Eukaryota, Metazoa, Chordata, Mammalia, Rodentia, Chinchillidae. The record is from RefSeq and is a predicted model, not a curated record. Gene Ontology annotation, molecular function: calcium ion binding. The transcript has 19 exons.
CCUGUUGCCAGACAACCUGCAGACGCUGACCCGAGCCGUCUUCCGGAAAGCUUCCUUCCAGCCUGUACUGUCCGAAGCUGUUGGAACGAGGUUCUUGGUGCGAUCGCCCUAGGUUUUCUGUUAAUCCUAAAACAUAGUGCUUUAGAGGCGCUGUGGCAUCCGUCUCUUCUGCAUAGAGGUACUGGUGGAAAACUGACAGUCCUUGCCUUUAGCAUAGAGCACUGCAUCAUAAGUACAUUAACGAAUGGAUUUCGAAGUUAGAGGAGUGGCUGCUUCUCUUGGGAGCCAAGCUCAGCUCCUCUCUGGAAGAAGGAAGCCAUUACAAUUAAAGCAAGAUCGGACUUCUAGUUCAUGGGCAACCCAGAAUCCCUGUCCACCUGUGGUCCCGCCACUUGAUUUGAGAAGUCUUCUUGGCUCUGAUGAUGAGGAUGAUUUUUCAUAUAGUUCUCGUGCUGCAGUGCAUACUCAUUAUAACCCAGCAAAGGCACCUGCCCUUGGUUGGGCUGCACCAUGUGAAAUACCACAUCCUCAACAUCAUCUAAAUGAACUGGAACAGGACACAGGACCUGAAAAUUUUCCAGCACCAACUGGCAAAUAUAAGCUAAAACAUGAACAAUAUAAAAAUGUAAUGAAAGAAGGAUAUAAACAGUAUAGUCAGAGAAAUGAAGAAAAGACAAAAUCAAAUAUCACACAUCAACAAUCUCCAGGAAACAAGAUAAAUGAACAGUGCAGUACACAAAGUGCAGAAGCUGGCAAGGAUGACCUUUCCACUCUGGAUCGGAAGGCCCUCUUACAGCAUGGCUAUGUGGACAGCCCUGACCCCGCACAGCUCAGCUCAAGGAAAUCAGAGGUGGAAAUUGUGGCUGCAGAGAAGAAGAAACAGACUGUGGCAGAGCAGAUGAUGAUAGAUCACUUAUCUAGAGCUGUAAUCAGUGAUCCAGAACAAAAUAUAAACAUUGAGAAACAAGAAAAUGCUCAUAUUCCUCCAGAUUCAGAGAGACCACCUCUUCGAUGUAGGAAAAGAACACUACAUGAAACAAAGAUUAGAACCCACUCUACAUUAACUGAAAAUGCGCUUUCUCAUAAAGUACAAUUUGAUGGCAGGAUCAUAUCAAGACAUGGACGUGAUGCCUGCAGAGAGCUGAUUGGGUUCUUUUUCACUAGUGACAAGUCCCUUACAAUUUAUGAAUAUCGACAAUUUGGCAAAAACAGAACAAAUGUCCUUCCAUUUAUUCCCAAAAACAUUUACAGUCAUCAAUGUGGACGAAGAAAAGGAAAACGAUACCAGCUUGGUGACUUUUAUAUUGGUGCAACUUUGACAUUUUUGAGCUCUGAUCAUCCAAGUCUUCCACAAAGCAUACAAGAAAAUAUAGUGCUUAGAAUUCGAAUCACAAAUAUUGAUCAAAUAGCUUUGGAUUCUGUCAAAACUACAUCCAUGGCAUGUGAGGAAGAUAUAAUUAUUCAAGAAGCCAACGAUAGGCUGGUCUUCAAGGCCAUUCAAGAUGCGCUAAAAGAAAAACUGCAGAAAAGAGGUGUUCGAAUUUUGACUGGAUUGGGAAAAUACUUCCAGCAGUUGGACAAGGAAGGACAUGGACUUUUAAAUAAGGCAGAUUUUAAGCAAGCUUUAAAAGUAUUUCACUUAGAAGUACCUGAAAAGGAUUUUGAGUCUCUGUGGGCGAUUCUUAAUGGCAGUGGCGCUGGAAUGGACAGAGUUGAUUAUGGAGAAUUCAGACGCGCCGUUCUUGGUGAAAUGAAUGAAUAUAGGAAAUCAUUUGUUCGAAAGGCCUUUACGAAACUAGAUUUCAGCAAAAGUGGGAUGGUGCCUAUUAUAGACAUAAGAAAAUGCUAUUGUGCAAAGAAGCAUCCUCAAGUUAUUUCAGGUCAUUCCACAGAAGAAGAAAUCAAAUCAUCUUUUCUAGAAACAUUAAAAAAUGCCUGCAGCAAGUCUGAUGAAGUGUCAUAUGGUGAAUUUGAAGAUUACUAUGAAGGUCUAAGUUUAGGGAUAGUAAAUGAUGAUGAUUUUGUUAAAAUCUUACGAACUCCAUGGGGAAUUUAGUAUUUAAAACUACAUAUACUGUCAGCUCUAGGCAUUUUAUAGAGAUGAAUUUUAUGAAAUAUAUGAUCAAAUACUAGGGUAUAUUUUUCAGAACUCCCUUUCUUCUCUUUUCUCCUUACAAAAGUUGAGUCUGGAAAUAAAAAUAUUUAGAAAGAUAAAUGUGUGUGUGUGUACACAUGCUUACCUGCCUAUAAGUUUGUAAAGAUAAUGGAUUUUUAGUUUUUACUUAUUUUGAAGCUAUUUUAAAAAUAAUUUUUAUUAGCUUCUCUAGGAGUGUUAUGUGGGCAUCAAACUGUAUGGAAGUGUGUAUUAACAAGUUUCUUGAUCCCUUACUUUUUUUGUAUGCUUUUCUGCGGUCCUUCCCUGGAAUUUAAUUGCCACCACUCUCAAUUUGGUCAGUUGGAAUUGGGCUUAAAGCCUAUGAGACUAGAAUAAUUCAGCUUGUUUUAACUAUAUAAAAAUAUUAAAAUAAUUAAAGUAUGCAAGAGAAAUUUCCAAAUAGUGUGACUGUAGAUAUUUUCUGUAAUGUUAACGUUAACAUUUAGAAUGGUUGGCGUUUACCUCUACAACCUCACUUGACGUGGAAGUUCUUGUAUUCUAAAUCGUGCACUGUUGUUUGUUCCAUAGACAUAAUAUAAUUAUUCUUGCAGCCAGUCAUGUAUACAUAUAUUUUUCAGUUUUUCAGUACAAAACUUAUUAUCUAUAGCAUAGAAAUAUCAUUUAACUGGAAACAAUAUGAGAGGAAGUGUUCUCUUAGAUUACUAAAAAUAAUCUCAAAAAAUGGGUUAUUAAAUAUGUUGGUCUAAGGGAUAACUUAGCAUUUCUUAUCCAAAAUAUAAAAGCAUAUUUUGUAUAAUGAAAUGAAUGAGUGGUACCCUAAACCUUUCUUUCUUUCUUUUCUUUUCUUUUCUUUUCU